Molecule: messenger RNA, 228 nt
Organism: Alnus glutinosa
Lineage: Eukaryota; Viridiplantae; Streptophyta; Magnoliopsida; Fagales; Betulaceae
Product: signaling peptide TAXIMIN 2-like
Exons: 2
Coding region: 1-228 (75 amino acids)
Source: RefSeq, a predicted model, not a curated record
AUGGGAGAUUGCGAAUGCAAGCCAUUGGGUUUUUUGAUAGGGUUGCCUUUUGCUUUUGUUUCUUUGCUCUUAGCUCUUGUCGGAGUUAUUGUUUGGAUUAUUGGGUCGGCGUUGAGUUGUUUGUGUCCCUGUUGCAUAUGUUGCGCCGGACUUGCAAAUUUGGCGGUGAGCCUUGUGAAGCUUCCGAUACAAAUACUUCGGUGGUUUAUUGAUUUGAUUCCUUGCUGA